Molecule: messenger RNA, 1253 nt
Organism: Coprinopsis cinerea okayama7#130
Lineage: Eukaryota; Fungi; Basidiomycota; Agaricomycetes; Agaricales; Psathyrellaceae
Exons: 5
Coding region: 30-1253 (407 amino acids)
Biological process (GO): positive regulation of catalytic activity
Cellular component (GO): fungal-type vacuole; cell periphery
Source: RefSeq, a predicted model, not a curated record
UGACUUUAUUCUUUUCCUUGUAACAGUGCAUGUCCAUCUCCUCGCGAAACCGUGCGCCAUCCGCCUCAACUCUUUCUCUCAACAAUGCCUCGGCCUCACGCGCUUCCCGACGCCCUCCCCCACCGCUAGCAAAGGUCGUCACCGUCCCCCCUUGGGCACGCGACGAGCCUCCUUCUCCCAAAGAACAGACUGGCUCUCCAACAGACGCCAUACAACCAGCACCUCAGUCACAUGCGUCAGACGCUGCCAGUCUCCAGACAACAACAGACGACCAUUCUCGCUGGUGGGGCUUCACAUCGCGCUACAGAGACCACUACCAGGGUCUUCACAGCCAUCCAGGACCUCGCUCAGAACGCAAAGGCUUCAGAGAUAGGUCUAUAUCAUGGCUACAAGCGUCAACGAGCCUCCGCGAAGGCAUGUCAUCAUCGGGGCGUAAAGACAAGGAGAAGGAGAGAGAUCUCGAGAACGGCGAUCGUCCACCACCGCUAUCCAUCCCAGAACAUCCAACAUCGACGUACAAUCCCUCUGCAGUGAACACCCCCAGUUGGUAUAUGCCCUGGUCGGCUAAACUCGCAGCACAGGGGCCCCACCCGCAGUAUCAGGACUCUUACGACUCGGGCCAAGAAGACCGCGUCAGUUCACCUGAGCCCACCAGGGAGUCUGGCUGGGCCGCCAGAAGAAAGCGGGUGCGGUCAUUCAUAUUGACCAAUGCAUACGUCCCUCUCCUGUUCCGUUUUAUUAAUAUCUCCUUCACAACCGCUGCCCUCGGGAUGGCUAUCCAUAUUCGCCAAAUCGAACUCGCCAACCAUGCAAUGGGAGCAGUGGGCAGUUCACCUACUGUCGUAAUCAUCUUUGCGCCCUUGACGCUUGUCCAUGUGAUGGCGGCUAUUUAUUUGGAGUACUUUGGGAGACCUCUUGGCCUCUGGAGAACAUCAGGAAAGUUGGCCCACACCCUAUCCGAAGUCCUCUUCAUCUGCGCUUGGUCUGCUGCCCUAUCCCUCUCGUUCGACAACUUUUUCACAUCACUAGUCCCCUGUGCAUCCCCGUCCAGUCUCUCUUGGUAUAACGAACUACCGCGGGAUUUCGACUUUCCGGUACUAGAAGGGAACAUUGGGCGGGAAAUAUGUGACUCCCAGCUGGCUCUUAUCUGUCUAGUUGGGGUCGGCUUGAUUGCAUACUGCACUAACCUCAUCAUCAGUCUCUAUCGGAUCUUCGAAAAGGUGAAAUACCACCCAGCUGCACGGACAGGUUAA